Molecule: messenger RNA, 4555 nt
Organism: Equus caballus (horse)
Lineage: Eukaryota; Metazoa; Chordata; Mammalia; Perissodactyla; Equidae
Source: RefSeq, a predicted model, not a curated record
GGGGAAGGCCUACCCUUCCGCGACGUGAGCCCGCGGGUCCACCAUUUCGCACUCCACCCGGCUCCGCAGCCGCUUCCGCGAAGGGCCACUGUGCGUGGCCAGGCGAGGUCCUGAGGCGCGCCCGCCUUCCGGGAGCCGGAGCGAACCAAGCACCGGAAGUCGCGACCCCUGCCCCGAAUCCGGCUGGUGGGAGAGGCUGCCUUUGAACCAAACGGCCUUCGCAGGCCGCCGUCCCGCCGUCCCGGGGCUCCUGGGGGCACUGGUUCCGACACCUGCCUGCGGUGCCCGAAGUGCAGCGGCGGCCGCGUCUCGGUCCCCAAGCCCCGGGCAACAUCGGCCCUCUGGGAGACGAUGCUUAAGGUCUAAGGAAAAACAUCUGACUUGUAAUUCAAGCUUGAGUUACCGACGACCGUCAAGAGGCAGACAUGCUGAACUCCACAGGUGAACUGGAGUUUUCGAAGGAAAACAGUACCGAGAUCUCCCAACUCGCUUCCCUGGCACUGUCACACGACGCAGCAUCCGGCGAAAACAAUUCCGCUGGUUUACCCGAAAAAACUGGCUAUCCGGACUCCGUUUACGUCAUGGCAGCGAACAUUUUUCAGGGUAUUCGAAUCGAAAAGUCACCAGAGAAAGUCUUAAUAAAAUAUGGGAGUGAACCCCUGCAGUCCUUGUCCGAGUGUGAGGAUGAAUCCGUUCAGCGUUCGUCCUAUGAGCUGGCUUUCAGUGCCCUGAAGUAUCAAGAUAUUUUGGAAACUAUAUUAAUAGAUAGCUAUAUUUUUCCAAGUACCACAAUACCAGAUCAUUUGAGCAGCCUUAUUAUUGUGAUGCUGUAUGAUUUCCAAGACAGAAAAUUUCAAGCUCGUCUCCUUUCUGAUAAUGAAGAAUCCAUAGCGGAAGUUCAAGAAGUAGAGAACCUUCUUAUCAGUUUUAAGACAAAAUUGGCUGCAGCAUUGGCAAGAUAUCGAAUCAAACAUGAUGCCCUUUCAAUUUACCACAUUCUUCCAGAAACAGUUAGGAACCAGGAACUAAGGGCCUCCACUUUGCCACUUUAUGCUUGGAUAAAUACUUGUAAAAUCAGCCCUGAAGAAGUUUAUCAUAGUUUGAAGAAAAAAGGCUAUCAUAAAGUCAAAUCUGUACCACAUAUUGGUGAUAAAGUCUUUGCUGUGGACCAGCAUUGCUAUGAUGUCUUAAUUUUUCCAUCUCAUCUUAAAAAUGACCUUCUAAAUAUAGAUCUUUUCAAAGAGUAUAAACUUAUAUUUCAGGACAAAUCUCGAAGUCUGGCUGUCCAUUCUAUAAAAGCUUUAUUAAACAUGGAUGAUGAUAUCUUAAUGGUCAAUACAGGUUCGUGGUACACAGUUGCCCAUAUGUCAGUCCUAACAAAUAAUAAUACCUCAAAAAUAUUUGUGUGUGGAGUACAAUCACAAGCUAAGGAUCCUAAACUGAUGAACCUUUUCACAAAAAUGGGAUGUAAAAAUGUUGAAAUACUUCCUGAGACAUUUAUUAACAUUGACUCAAAGGACCAUAGAUUACAGAAAGUUAAAGUGAUCCUGCUGCUCCCUCGUUGUUCAGGACUGGGUGUUAGUAAUCCAGUAGAAUUUAUUUUAAAUGAGCAUGAAGAUACAGGUUUACUUAAAGAUUUCUCUCAAGGAGGCACAUCAGAAGAUAAACUUCAUGUUCUUGCUCAACAGCAGUAUGAACAGCUAACACAUGCAAUGAAAUUUACUAAAGCUCAAGCAGUUGUUUACUGCACAUGUUCAGUUUAUCCAGAAGAAAAUGAAGCUGUUGUUAAGAAAGCACUGGAAUUUCAAGACCAUGGGAUUAAAGUACAACCUUACAGAUUUUAUUUCAGGCUUAGUCCUCCCGUCCUGCCACUGUGCUCCUUGAAGGAAAUACAUCUGUCUACUGAUAAAUUUUUCAGAAUGGAACCAUCCGAAAUUACCAAUGGUUGUUUUCUUUCUGUUCUAACAAGGGAGCGGGACCCAUCUGAGACAGUGUCUGUGAAAGAUGUUUUGGCCCGCGCUGCAGCAAAGGGUCUACUGGAUGGGAUUGAGUUGGCUAAAUCUUCAAAACGGGAGAAAAAGAAGAAAAAAUCAAAAAUAUCAUUCCCCAAAACUUCCACCACUGACAGUAACGGCAUCCAAAUGAAAAUUGCUGAGUUCCUGAAUCAAGAAACUAAUGCAAAUGCUAAUCAGUCAGAGACAUUAGCCAAAACAUCUCUUCAACAGAAAAAUGUAACUCAAGUGGGUUCUUCCACACAGGUCAGAAAAUCCAACAAGCCUGCCACCAAUCCUUUAGUGCCUACACUUACGAAGAACACAUCUUCCUCCAGACCGUAUGAACGGCCGACAAACUUCCUAAGACCUCGACCAGAAGACAAAAUGGUUGCUCUGAAACCUGUAGAGAUUGUUUUGCCUCCAGUAAUGUUGCCAUUUCCAAGUCCUCAAGGGACCAGAGCUCAGAUGCCAACUCAACAUUUUUACUGUCGUUGGGGUGCACCCAAGACUCUUGUGUCCGGCUACCUUCCCACACCAUCAUUAUCCAGGAGAGGGGAAAAGCCUAAAGAAAACUUAUCUUCCUCCCUGCCCAGGCGUUCUCGACCAUGGCUUUGACUGUCUUGUGUUUUUUACAGGGGUCAAGAGCAGUUGAUUUUGUUCAAAGUCUGCUAUUUCUCUGAAACUUAGACAUCCCUGCACAAGAUACUCAUCCUUUCGGUCACUUAGUAUCUUCUAAAUGUGAUAUUACCUUCAAGAGAAUUAAGACAGAUGAGAAUAAUGUAGGCGAUUAAGCAAAGCAGAAUUCAGAGAUUUCAACAGCUCAGUGCUGAUUGUUCUAGACUGUCCAGUUGUGGACUCAGUAUCAGCUGUUAGCUUUCAGUCUGGACUUAGGACACCAGUUUUAAAUGAAAGCUGCAACAGUUUUUCUGGAAGGGAAACACUAUCUGCCUUAGACCUCUUUUCAAACUUAAUGUGUGAGGCAAUAUAUCAGAAAGCAUAGAUAAGGAAAAGAUGAUGCUGGCCUUCUCUCACCGACUUUAGAUUGCUCUUCAGCGUCUAGUCAGUUGUGGUUUAAUAUUUUCAAUCACCAUCGAGGUUGGUUUUUUUCCCUUAAAUAUCGAAAUAUCCUUUAAACAGAUAGGAGUUUUUGUAAUGUGACUGAGCGUGAGUAGGAAGAACAGGAAGUUGCGGAGUUCCAGGUCGGGUAGUUCAGACGUCUGUUUACAGAGCGAAAACUGUUUCUCAUUGGAAGAGCAUCCAGGAAGGAUCCUGAGCAGACUGAAAAUAGCCAGCUCUCUUCUAUCUAUGACAAAGACUGAUGUAAAAAGUGACUGUAAGCAAAUUUCCAUCUAAACAGUAAUAACUCUGAGGAACAGGCAAAAGUGUUGAACACAAAUGAUUCCUAUUGUUGAAGAAACCUAUAAAAAUUUCCAAUUCUAGUCAAGAUCAGGUGAAACAGUAAAAUCUACAAGUCAUUUCAAAUGGCACACAGUAAUCUAACUUUGGCAAAUGAUUUCUGAUGCGCAAUUAAAAUAUAUUGUAACACUAUGUUAAUUAUAUUAAAAGUCACUUCAUCUUGAAUGUAUUAUCAGUUGCCUACCAAGAACUGGUAUGAUGAUCAUUUCUGGGUCUCUUGAUUUUUUUUUCAUCAUGGCAGCAGAAAUUGUUUGACAUUAAAUCAAAUAAGUUACAACUAUAAAUCCUAUUGUUUUUAAAAAAUGUCCACAGACACAUUCAUACAGUUUGAAUUUGAAGUUCCGUUUUCAGAAUCCAGUUGUGUUGAACACAUUAUGUAAAUUUCUCACGUUCAAUUCAGGUAGCAUGAUUUUAGUAAAAUAUUAUCCUCUUCAAAAUGAAUAUUUAGGUCUAUUUUAGCUCUAGUAUUUUAUUCUUUAUUUCCUCACCUGAAGUGAAAAUUUAAAAAUGAAUUUUAGUAGUAAUAAUUUUUUUUAAGCUUCAGAUUUUACAUUUAUCAGUAAAAUGUCAGUGAAGGAAACAAGACUUUUUAUACUUGAACCAGGCUUAUUAUAUUUUAAAUCCCAAAAGAAUUCUCAUGUUAAUUACGACUCUUAAAAAGUACAGAAAUGUUUUAAAUGCUCACCUUAUUUUACUCAUUUCAAAAAUCAAAAACUAUAUAUCUCUUUGCUCUAAAAAUUAUAUUGUUUCCUCUUACUCCCACUCUCUAGCUGGCUCAGAGUAGUCCAUGCCCCUAGGGGGCCAGAGCAGCUGAACUGAACUGUGUUUGGUGAAGAGCUGGUAUUUUAUCCCAGGAAUCGUUUCUCCCUUUCCUGUCCUCUUCCUCCUGCCUGAGGCUGAAAAGUAUUCCAUUGUCCAACAGUAGCAGGUCUGAGAUUUUUAUUUUCUGUGUAAGUUAUAAAAAGAAAACUCUCAUUGUUAGAAAUAGUUCAGCAUGUUUUUCUGAUCUCUAUAGCAGCAUGUGAUUCGUGUCAUGUCACAACUUCAGCCACUGAUUUUCAGUAUCAUAACAUGCAUCUUGUGGCUAAAUUAUUUUUCUCUUUAGAAGUGUAUGGAGAUUUUGAAUUAAACCAUUCAUUAAUUAA